AUGGGGGAAGAUGUGGAAAACCCUAAUUCGAUCAACACACUAGUUGAUGAUUUACUUGAAGAAAUAUUCGUUCGACUGCCCUUGAAAUCCAUCCUCAUAUCCAAAACAGUCUCAAAACGAUGGAGAUCAAUCCUGGAAUCCAAAAAGUUCGUGGAUCUACGUAUGAGUCUUCAAAAGAGCCGGAAAAUCAUAGCUGUUCACAACUGCGACUGCCGCGAAAAGCCAAGGCUCCUCCACGGGUCGCAGCUCAAAGGAGACGAAGAGAUAGUCUAUAUUCACUGCGACGCAACACGACCCUUGAUGACUUGCGACGGUUUGGUCUGCAUCCCCGAACAAUACGGGAUCAACGUUUUGAACCCAUGGACAAGGCAACUCGGGCGGUUCAGUUACGGAACCGCACAAUGGUCGUCUUCUUUCUCUCUAGGGUUUGGUAGAGACAAAGUUACGGGGAGCUAUAAAGUUGUGAAGAUGGAGGAAAUUAGGGUACGUCAUCGUGAUCCUGUGGUGGAGUGUAGUGUUCUUGAUGUUGAAACUGGUGUCUGGUGGAUGUUGUCUCCAUCUCCUUACAAGAUCGCUGCGGGAAGUAGAUCGGUGUGUGUGAAUGGAUCCAUCUACUGGCUAAACAACGUUGGUGAUGGUUACAAGAUACUACCUUUAGAUCUUCACAAAGAAGAGUUUCAUAACGUCACGAUGGUUCCUGUUGAGCAUACCACUCAAGAAACACAAAUAUCGAACCUAGAGAACCACCUCGCUAUAACCAUUACCUAUACAAACCCACAAUGGAAGCUAGAGAUAUGGAGGAUGGAUAAAGAAGAAGAAAGAAGAUGGAGCAAGAGUUACUCCAUAAGUUUAGCCGGAAAAGGUGUUCCCUGGGACAUUCUGAGACGGUUGUUCACGCCGGUUGCGGUUUCUAAGCAAGGGAAUCUUGUCUUCCACGACAACCACAAGAGGCUUUUCAAGUAUUAUCCGGAGACUGAUAAGAUUCGGUUUCUCUCUUCAGACACUUGUGUUAUCUCUCCUUUCUUGGAGAAUCUGGCUCCACUUGCCCUAACGUCAGACAUUGCUUUCCCUCGGCCACGCAUGACAUCAGAAUCAAGAUCAAGAUGCCGCUUGUUCUUCAAACCGAAUCAAAAUGGGCGUAUUUAA
Molecule: messenger RNA, 1146 nt
Organism: Microthlaspi erraticum
Lineage: Eukaryota; Viridiplantae; Streptophyta; Magnoliopsida; Brassicales; Brassicaceae
Source: the annotation of a GenBank genome assembly